GUGACAGUCCUAUCGGAACCGCUUCCUGGUCAUACUCGUACCAACUCUUCAUUCCGUCCAUAGGGACGGUUUCGCUGGGGCUUUAUGAUAUAUUGUCCAUUCUUUGGCCUUUCUACCUCCUGCAGUGCUGCUGCUAUACCUGCCUAACCUUGUAUUAUUAUACCAUUCCCUAUACUACUGCAGCGAAGGGCCAAUUGCUUGCAAACUCUCCUCACAUACGCGGAUAAAAGUACACUUUUACACACAAACACACAACCACCCACCCACCCACCGACCAACUUCAAGCCGACGUCGACAUGGUGGGCAAGAAGAGUGGCCGCGCUCUGCUGCGCGACGAAGGGUUGCAGCGCACGGACAACAAUAUGGACUUCACGACGUGGCCGCAGGUCAGCAUGAUUAACCAGAAAAACUACUACACUGACUUCCUGAAACGCGAUGACCAAACCCUGGCCCUGCGACUGCAACAAGAAGAACGACUGGACCGCCGGAAGAGAGCUGCUGUCGACCUCGAUAGAGCUCGCGCGCAGAACGGCCAGGAAGGCGCGUACCCGCCCGAGGUGAAUGACGAUUAUCUCGACAACGAGGUCGGCCUGGUCGACGAACUAGGUGAAAACUAUGGCUCCAAGACCAUUGUUGUCCAUGUCGGCAGCCAGAAUAUGCGCAUUGGUUUCGCCACCGACGCAUUGCCCAAGACCAUCCCCAUGGUGAUCGCGAGGAAGGCGCAGAGCACCGAGUCUGAGACCUCGGAGCCUACACCAAAGCGCCUCAAGCUCGACAACGACAUGCCGUCUGAGGAGUGGUUUGGAGAAGAGUUUGCAAAAGAGUACGACAGCAUGGCAGCAGGCUUCAAGCAGUUCAGGAGGCAGAACAAGCGACGAGUGCUUCCAAACUCCCGCGAGCUGGUGACCAAAUGGAACAGUGCCACUCCGCCCGAGAUCAUCUCGGAACACAAUGACCCGGUACAGCUGGACUGGACAGAGCUGCCAGCAGACCCAGCAAAGGCACCGGACUACAUCAUCGGAGCACCUGCUCUGCGUAUACCUGAGGAUUCCAGACCGAAGUACCACCUCAGUUGGCCAGUACGACAAGGAUAUCUGAACGAGAAGGACUACUACAGCCGGAGCAAGUUGCAGAGGGACUUCUUUCUGAUCAUUGAAGACAGCAUCAAAACACAGCUGGACCUUCCUCAUAAGCGGGACUGGAACCAAUACAGCUGUGUCUUUCUCAUACCCGACUUGUACGAAAAGGUGUUUGUCACUACAGUCCUCCAAGAGCUCAUGACGGACUUUGGCUUUGCUCGCGUGUGUUUUAUGCAGGAAUCACUAGCAGCCACGUUCGGCGCCGGCUUCAGUACAGCAUGCAUGGUUGAUAUGGGUGCACAAAAGACCACAGUUUGCUGCGUUGAGGAUGGCAUGUGUAUCGAGCCAUCCCGCGUGAAUCUCAAAUAUGGUGGAUUCGACGUGACUGAGACUUUUGUCAGAAUGAUGCUGUUCGACAAGUUUCAUUACAGCGACUUUAACCUCAUGCGCCGACACGAUUUCCUCCUUGCAGAGGAGCUCAAAGAGAAGUACACGACGAUGAGCGACGAGAACAUCAGCGUGCAGCUCUACGACUUUCACUUACGUGCACAUGGUCAGCCCACGCGCAAGUACCAGUUCAAGCUAUAUGACGAAGGAGUGCUCGCACCCAUGGGCUUUUUCAGACCAACCAUCUUCGACAACUCGGAUAAGCUUGCUGGACGUCGAACAUUAAUCCCGGCGUCAGCAGAUAUUUACGAUCAGAAACCAAAUGACCCAGACUCUGAGGCACAGAAGGAAGUGCGCAAAUAUGCCAGCGCCAACAUCCCCUCUACAAUAUUGCCCGCGCCAAGCGAGCCCACGCGCAUGAUGGGUACUCCCAUGGCAGCGGCGACGCCACAGAAGCAGCGACCGCUAGGUCUGCCAAGCUACCUAAAUGGUGAAGUGGAUGGCACACCACGGUCAUCGGUGGCAGGAACACCGCCUCCAGAAGGCACCCCAAUGCCAAUGCCACCUGAAGAUGUGGACAUCACAAUGGGUGAUGGUAUGAACGAUGGCAUCGCAGCUCCGGCAGAUGACGAGACGAAAGAUCGCGUGAUACCUAUCAUGCCGCUAGACGAAGCCAUUCUGCGAUCCAUCGACCACGCCAGCCAUUUGUCUAAUGGGCAGAUAGACGAGCGUCGCAAGCGUGACUUCCUCGGUAGCAUCAUGCUCAUCGGAGGUGCAUCGAAGACACCCUACCUGCAGGCUUACCUGGAGCAACAACUACGGAAUAGAAUGCCUCAGUAUCCCAAGGAGAUUCUCGUGGCUCCACCACCCCGCGAUCUCGACCCGUCCGUGAUCGCCUGGAAGGGAGCUAGUGUAUUCGGCAAAUUGCGAAUGACCAACGACAGCUGGAUAUUUCCCAUCGAGUACGACAGACUCGGUGCGAGAAUCUUGAAUUACAAGUGUAUGUGGCAUUGGUGAAGAAGCUUUUGAGCAUGUCGUGGCUUGAAUGCGCCAGCGCCGUGUUCUUGCUGCAAGCCUCCAAAAAAAAGUAUCAUCAUGAUCAUCAGUAGUAUAUACAUAAUAUAAACAGAAAUGUCAC
Molecule: messenger RNA, 2604 nt
Organism: Sphaerulina musiva SO2202
Lineage: Eukaryota; Fungi; Ascomycota; Dothideomycetes; Mycosphaerellales; Mycosphaerellaceae
Product: chromatin remodeling complex subunit
Exons: 4
Coding region: 297-2483 (728 amino acids)
Biological process (GO): double-strand break repair; regulation of DNA-templated transcription
Cellular component (GO): Ino80 complex
Source: RefSeq, a predicted model, not a curated record